Molecule: messenger RNA, 6545 nt
Organism: Conger conger (European conger)
Lineage: Eukaryota; Metazoa; Chordata; Actinopteri; Anguilliformes; Congridae
Product: radixin
Exons: 15
Coding region: 587-2320 (577 amino acids)
Biological process (GO): positive regulation of early endosome to late endosome transport; regulation of cell shape; positive regulation of protein localization to early endosome
Cellular component (GO): cytoskeleton; microvillus; filopodium
Molecular function (GO): cell adhesion molecule binding; actin binding
Source: RefSeq, a predicted model, not a curated record
AGUUGUUCAUGCGAGUCCGUACAAGAACUUCAUUUGGGAAUUAGCCUAUUGAAAAUCUUCAAGCAAUGCAGAUAACAAGAGUUUAAAACGGCACACUUUGGUGUCUUGGAAAUAUAGUUAUGCAAUUACUAUGCCAUGGCAUCACCUGCUAGACUUCAAAUGUUACUUUCUUACUUGGGUUGUGUGCUUCUCUGAAACAGUAGAGAUGCGGUUGCUCUUUUUCGUGGCGCGCGGUCUCCCCCUCCAGCUCUGCUAGAUGAACCACGCCUCGCGCACACGGUUGGACGGCCAUAUUGACUGCAUUAGGUUCUUUCCUAGUGGUGGAACUUCACUGGUAACGGAGUAUAUCAGCAUCUAGGCACAGCGCUAGAGGACUAGCGGGGAUCAUAACGGCAGAAGGAAAGGCUGUUAGCCCGUUUAUUUCUUGGAUUAAACCCCUCUUUGUUCUGGGGGCAGAGCGUGAUCCGUUUUCAAGGCGCAGUUUUUCACUGAGGUGGUGAAGUCGAGUCGUCGUGCCGUCUGAAGACGGAAGACGAGUUCCUUUUGAUUUUCUGAAAGAGAGGGGAAGGGUGGAGAGGAGAGGAAGAUGCCGAAACCGAUCAAUGUGCGAGUCACCACCAUGGACGCAGAGCUGGAGUUCGCUAUCCAGCCGAACACCACCGGGAAACAGCUCUUUGACCAGGUGGUGAAGACGGUGGGGCUGAGGGAGGUGUGGUUCUUCGGCCUGCAGUACGUGGACAGCAAGGGCUACAGCACGUGGCUGAAACUCAACAAGAAGGUGACACAGCAGGACGUGAAGAAGGAGAACCCGCUCCAGUUCAAGUUCCGGGCCAAGUUCUUCCCUGAGGACGUGUCUGAGGAGCUGAUCCAGGAGAUCACCCAGCGCCUCUUCUUCCUGCAGGUAAAGGAGGCCAUCCUGAACGAUGAGAACUACUGCCCUCCUGAGACGGCAGUGCUGCUGGCCUCCUACUCCGUGCAGGCCAAAUACGCAGACUACAACCACGAGGUCCACAAGCCCGGCUACCUGGCCAACGACCGCCUGCUACCGCAGAGGGUUCUGGAGCAGCACAAACUCACCAAGGAGCAGUGGGAGGAGAGGAUCCAGACCUGGCACGAGGAGCACAGAGGCAUGCUCAGGGAGGACUCGAUGAUGGAGUACCUGAAGAUAGCGCAGGACCUGGAGAUGUAUGGAGUAAACUACUUUGAGAUCAAGAACAAGAAGGGAACGGAGCUGUGGCUGGGAGUGGACGCUCUGGGCCUCAACAUCUACGAGCACGACGACAAACUAACACCAAAGAUCGGCUUUCCCUGGAGUGAAAUCAGAAACAUAUCGUUCAGCGACAAGAAGUUUGUCAUCAAACCCAUUGACAAGAAAGCACCAGACUUUGUGUUCUACGCGCCGCGGUUGCGCAUUAAUAAGCGCAUCCUGGCGCUGUGCAUGGGGAACCACGAGCUGUACAUGCGCCGCAGGAAGCCCGACACCAUCGAGGUGCAGCAGAUGAAGGCCCAGGCCCGGGAGGAAAAGCACCAGAAACAGCUCGAGAGGGCACAGCUAGAGAAUGAGAAGAAGAAACGAGAGCAUGCGGAAAAAGAGAAGGAGAGAAUAGAGCGGGAGAAAGACGAGCUGAUGGAGCGUCUGCGGCAGAUAGAGGAGCAGACUCUAAAGGCACAGAGAGAUCUGGAGGAGCAGACGUGCAGGGCUCUGGAGCUGGAUCAGGUGAGAAAGCGAGCGCAGGAGGAGGCGGAGCGGCUGGAGCGGGAGAAGGAGGCUGCAGAAGAGGCCAAGUCUGCACUGGCCAAGCAGGCCGCAGACCAGAUGAAGAACCAGGAACAGCUGGCGGCUGAGCUGGGAGAAUUCACCGCCAAAAUCGCUCUGCUGGAGGAGGCCAAACGGAAGAAGGAGGAGGAAGCCACAGAUUGGCAGCAAAAAGCCAUUUCGGCUCAGGAGGACCUGGAGAAGACGAAGGAGGAGCUGAAGACGGUGAUGAGCGCCCCGCCCGCCCCCGGUCCGGCGGAGAACGAGCACGAUGAGCAGGACGAGAACAGCGCCGAGGCCAGUGCAGAGCUGUCCAACGAGGGCGUGAGCGACCUGCGCAGCGAGGAGGACCGGCUCACCGAGGCGCAGAAGAACGAGCGCGUCAAGAAGCAGCUGCAGGCCUUGAGCUCGGAGUUGGCAGAGGCCCGUGACGACACCAAGAAGACGCAGAACGACAUGCUGCACGCGGAAAACGUGAAGGCGGGGCGGGACAAGUACAAGACCCUCCGGCAAAUCCGUCAGGGCAACACCAAGCAGCGCAUCGACGAGUUUGAGUCCAUGUGAGGGGGGACGGCUUGCCCGGUUGUCACGGCGACUCGCUACUCAUCUCUGGCUGACCCUCCCCCCCCGGCUCAUCCUCCUGACCCUGGUGCCCACCCUACCCCAACCCCCCCACCCCAUGGAGGUUUGAGGGGUGCAGCGAACACUGUACUCCCUCCACGCCUUGCCAAAGCUCUGCCCUCCCAAUGGUCAGCCAAUCAGAUCUCUCAACACAUGCAGCUCUGCCCAACUACAUCUGGAAUUGUCCAAUCAGGAGGAAGCAAUACAUAUUAUCAGUAUAAAAACACUUCCUUGUAUCAGAAAGGAUAAUUCAAUGCUUGCAUGUUGGAUGUCAAAGUUUAAAAGAAAAAGGAAAAAAAUUGAAAGAAAUUGGAGAACAAAAUUGCUUUUAUUGAAAAUGGCCAUUCAUAGCUUUUUGUUGUUGCUGGUAAAUUUGUAUGUAAAGCUUUAUUAUCUUACUACUUCAGUUAAAAAAAGAAAAGAAAAAAAAAAGUCUUUACUUUUUAAAAGUUAUUAUUUUUGACUCUUAUUUUAAUCUCCUUUUAGUUUGUCCUUAAUUGUUAACUAUGAGGUUGAGUCACUGUGUCCUGGUUCAUGUGGUGAUUGAGUUUGAGUCUCCAUCGCCUCGACCAUGUUUGAGAAUACCAGAACAUACUCUGUGGUGGCUGGACCCUGGUUUGCUGGUUGGUGAGCGCUUGAUUACUCUUUGCCCAGAAUACAGACUUGUGCUUUUUGACGAAACCGGGAGUUGGAACCGGGACCUUUGUAACCACUGCAAUAUGAGCAUCAAUGUUUCUCACCACCAUCAUGUCUCUUUGUAAAUGAGCUAUAAUGUGAAUCUCAGCUUGAGCUUUUACGAUUCUCAGUGGAGUCUUCGUUUCUACCCGUACGAUCUGGGUGUCAAAGCAGUCACAGACCUAGCAACAUAAAAGCCCCUUCCAAGAGCCAGCUGCUAUCCUCAUGAGAUGUGUGUGACAGGCAGUACGAGAGAGAAUGAUGGUUUAUAUAGAUAAGAGCAGGCCACACAUGAAUUGGUAUUAGUGGUCUACUUUGCAUUCCUGUGAAUGAAUGUGCAGUGAUACUAAAUCCAAAGGGUGAAGCAGAUAUCUCCUGAGGUCAGAUAAUACUGCCCUUAUUUUGCCCACAUCAUAAUCCCUCAUCCUCACACAAUCAUCCAGCUGUCCGGUAUCACACCCCCUUCCAAUUUUCCACAACCCCUUACCCCCUCAGACCACAACCCCUUCCACCUCAUACCUACCACGACCCCUUCCACCUCAUACCUACCACAACCCCUUCCACAUCAUACCUACCCCAACCCUUUCCACCCCUGAGGAGACACCCUUCCCUUAAUACCACAGUCAUUUGUGUUUGAUGCCCAGUCAUCGUAGAUGGUUUUCUCUGCCUGCCUGCUCACGAAGGUCCUGGUGUCUGAGCUCUGUGAGCCCAGGGGUGUCUUCCUCGGACACACAGACAGACUGGCUAAUGAACUUCCUGUCUGAUAGGCAGGGCUUCAUUGGGCCACCCCAGCAGACCCAAGGCCUUUCUGGUGGGAGAGCAUAUGAAAACAUCAGUCCUGGGAAGAGGACAGCUCACUACCUCAUUUAUGUUAGAUGGUGACUGGCCAAGCAAACACUGUACAAACCACCUGUGCUCCCCCAACUUUAUCGCUGCAUUUGGAUUGGCGCAGCUGUUGGCUCUGGCCUGUUUUGCUUUGGCUUGGCCGUUGCUCUCUUUGUAACUCUAGACUCAAGGAUAUGUUGCCUCAUCUUGAUGAGCUUGGUUACUGGUGGUUGUAUUAAAGAUCAAGUUAAUUUCAUUCAAAACAUUGACUUUAAAAAAAAAAAUGAGGAGGGACAGUUUCAUAAGUGGCAAAGCCGCCACCUGGGGAGGACCCAUAGACUCGCUUGGUUGUUCCAGAAACGGUCAGAAUUUCAGGCUCCUGGGGCAGGGGAUUAUGAAAGUAUACAUAUUAGGAAUGGAUAUGGGUAGGUUUUAUUUUUAUUCUUUUGGUUUGUUUGUUUUUUUUCUUAUUUAAGGGGCAGUAUUCAAAAGCAGUGCGAUGUCAGCAUUUGGACAAUGUCACGGGCGGUGACUGUUGCUCAUUUCGACUGGCGGUUUGGCGCUUGAGGUGGACCUCAGGGCAUCGCCUCCGCGCUGGCAUGACGUCGUGCUGAUGUUGCUGUAGCAAAGCUGCAUGCCCUGGGUACGCAGGUUGAACUGGUUACUGCAGUGUUAUGAGAAUGUGGCUUCAGUUGGUGUGCUCCUCUCAGGAGAGUGGGUCUAAGGCUCUGGUUGAGGCAGUGAUGCUCGUUUUGUGCUGGCUGCUUUUUGGGAUUUUGCGUACCUUUACUAAGCUGUGUUUAAGGCUGCAUUUUUGUUUUGUUUUGAUGGUGCAUACGUGCAGUAGGGGAAUCCCCCUCUUCUCACCCAACUGCAUUGGAAAUUUUUCCUGAUUUUCGUUACAUUUCAUUCAUACAAAUAUGAGCAGAUUAUUUUGCACCCUUUUCUGCCUCCCUCAUAUCAUAUGAUGAGCCAUGGAAGGCUGCAUCUUUUGUUUUAAAAUUAAUUUGUUGUAGGGUUGAUGGGUUGACCCGUGUUACUUGGCACAGUGAUAUUGUCCUUAUUGGAGUGCUGCAGUGAUGAGCGAGGUUCCAUAAACUCAGUAUUGGAUGGAUUUGGCCAACCAAUGACUUUGAAAAAUCAACAUGCUCUGCUCUCCACAGCAAAAACACUUACGGAUGCACCAUCUUCUGUGGCCGUCGAACAGCUAUGACUCGUUUAUGUCGUCUAUAAUUCACCACUCGGACAACACGCCAGUCUGCAAUACAAGUGCUAUGUUGGCGAUGAUGACGAUGAUGUUGAAGAGCGCACAAUGGAGCAUCUUAAAUUCGUAGCCUGCAGUUGGACACCUUCAUCUCAGCCGCAGGUGCUCCUUCCACUUCUCACUGCUCUCCACUGCAGAAAAUGUUCCCUCCAGACUUGUGGUGAACUUCAGUCCUCCAGACGAAACUCUCGCACACAGACUCAUUCUGCUGCACUACUGCACGGUGGCAGGGUUGCACAAAAGAGGUGGUCCAAUGGCAGGAUCAAAAACCAGAGCUUGCCAGCUCUUCUGAACGGCAUGUCUGAUACAGAGAGGAAGGGAGAGAGAUGGAGGGCGGGUGAGAUCCAGGCCAAGCAGACCGUUCACCCAGCAGAGCCUGAGGUCUCGCUCUCCCUCCAGCAUGUUUCUCUGGGAUUGCCCUCCAUCUUAAAUCUGACAUUGAAGACAACAUAAAGUGAAAGCAGAGUGCAUGCUCUCCCCUUCCUCAAAAUAUGUUACCAUAUGCUUGGUUUUUCUUUUUUUUUGUUAUUUUGUUUUGUAAUUGUGAUUUUUGAUUAUGAUUUGAUCAUGCUGCGACUGGUGACGAGUGUUGGAGACAGGUGGCAGUGGGUCACCGUGGCAAUUGGGCGUGGCAGCACAGUGCUCCAGCACCACUCCGACGGGGCGCUCUGCGGCCUGCAAUGCGUCACCUUCAGGACCCCUGCAGGCGUCCCUCAGAUUGCCAUAAGUUAAAUACUGUGCUUCCAACUGGUUGCUUUCUGGGGAAAUAAUAUUGAGAUGUCUGGCUGCACUAAAAAUGCAUAAGGUCUCAGUCGAGGUUUUAAACUCAACAGGGAAAUGGUGGGUUUUUGGGUUUUGGCGGAAACUGCUUUUUUGGUAUAACAGGAAAAUCUCCAGAUAAGCAAAAAUUAGAGAAUGUAAGUAAUGGAGACAUUUUUUUGUCUCUCCUUUUGUUCCUAGGGAACCCCCGCUCAGAGACAGGGCAAAAUUGGACUGGUGUCCAUUUUCGCUCAACAGAUAUGAGAUUAAAGCCUCCAAAAGGGGAACUUUCUACAUUAGGUCAUGUUUGCUAUUCAUACUUUUCUGUUCAUGCAUUUCUCUUACUACAUAAACAGCAUAAUGGAGUUAAUCCAUUAACUGAUUGAGUGAGCUCUUUUUCUAAGCAGGGAAAAUAUUCUCAUUUUACAUCUUUAUUUAUUUUAUUUUAUUUUAAUUUUUUUUUGGUUGGUUGGUUUUCUUCUGUUUCGGGGGAAGGAGGGGUGCAGAGAGCAAUAAAUAGUUUUAAAUUUCAAAUGGCUUCUCGUGCUCCCUCUGGCCGCCUCAAAGCAACAUGUUUGUCUUGUAUGAUCAGUCGUAACAUUUUGAACAACGUCCGCUGGUUAACAAUAAAGGUAUCGAAAUUAA